Molecule: messenger RNA, 1066 nt
Organism: Suillus discolor
Lineage: Eukaryota; Fungi; Basidiomycota; Agaricomycetes; Boletales; Suillaceae
Product: UbiA prenyltransferase family-domain-containing protein
Exons: 10
Coding region: 74-877 (267 amino acids)
Biological process (GO): ubiquinone biosynthetic process
Cellular component (GO): mitochondrial inner membrane
Molecular function (GO): 4-hydroxybenzoate polyprenyltransferase activity
Source: RefSeq, a predicted model, not a curated record
GCGUAUAAAAUGAGUACGGCUGGUUGAUGUGGUCCUCCACUCCAGUUCUCUCCCCCUUGCACACUUGUUACAAAUGCCCUCCAAGGCAAGAUCAUUGCUCGAGCUCACCAGGCUUCACUGGUUUCCAGUGGGGUGUGACUUCAUGUUCUGGCCCUUCGCGUGGGGCUCGCUGGCGGCAUCAUAUCAUGUAGCAUUACCCAUGAAUGAAGUCGUCAAGAACACUUUGUUCUAUGCGCUGUUAGGCACGCUGGUACAUAGUGCAGGCUGCGUCAUAAAUGACAUGCUUGAUCGCGAGUUCGAUCGCAAAGUCGAACGUUCAAAAAACCGACCGAUCGCGUCAGGAGCUGUCACUAUGCUAGAGGCCUCGGUUCUUCUGACCGUGCUCGUUGCUGCCAUCUUUUACAUGUUCUCAACUGCUGGCCCUACAGCUUUGUUGCUCGGUCUUGUUGGACUCCCAGCUUGUUUUGCUGCUAGCUGGGCCGUCCCAUUCACGUGGGUGGCAAUCACGGGUGAGUUUGAUUGGGGAAUAAUACUGAAUGUCGGAGUCGCGUCGUGCUGCUGGACGUGUCUUUACGACACUAUCUACGCGUGUCAGGACAAGAAGGACGACGAAAAGGCUGGAGUCAAGUCCAUGGCAGUCCGUCUGGGCGAUGGCAUUCGUCCUGCAUUGAGCCUAUUUGAUGUGACAUUCUUUGCGUAUCUUCUAUGGGCUGGGUAUUUGAAUGGCCAGCACCUACCGUUCUACGUGAUGAGUGUCAUUAUGCCCUUCCUCCUCUACAGCUGGAAUAAAUUUACGGCAGGUCGCCACGGCGCAGCGUUGGUGUGCGCAGGAUUGGUCGUGGACCAUUACUGUAAUCUUGUGUCCCUGGCCAUUUGAGCAUGUACUUUUAUCUCAGGCUGGAUUCGAGGUGACGCCUUCAACCAUCCUGUUGAUGUACUUACCACAGCCUUGCAAUUGCCUGUUUUCAUCCUGGAGUAUCGCUUUUGUUGUCUAAUAUACAAAGAUGAAUCGGCAUACUUACGACAGUCUUUCGCUUUCAUUUUUCUUUAUCCUGGAGUACUGUUU